AUGCCUCCUGCACCAUCUUCCGCUCGCGCAUUACAGGCGAUCCUGCCUCAGAUUGCUGAGAAUAAGCCAUAUGAGGCACACCAGAAAGCUCGCACGUUUGUGGCACGAUACGUCAAGUCUGGGCAGCAUGACGUUGCUAUUGAUGUGCUGUUCCAAUCGGCGAGAGAACUGCUCAAGGCAGGGCAUACCGGGAGUGGAGUGGAUCUUGGCUCGUUCUUGAUUGAGGUUUACGACACAGCAAGCGUACAAGUAGGACCAGAGUCCAGGGGCCAGGUCAAAGGGCGAAUGACCCAGCUUAUUGCUCUGACGGGUCCUGAUGGCGCUUGGCGAAAGACGUUGAUCGACAAAACUGUUGCGUGGUCUGUCAAGCAUGGAAAAUACCCCGCUGGGGACCCAGAGCUUCACCACUAUUGCGGCGAACUGCUGUACCGCGAGGGCGCGUUUGAAGCCGCAGAACAACAUCUACUGAACUCUGCAUCCCGCGACUCUGCACGGCUACUAGCCCAAAUGAUGUUUGAGUGGUCUCGCGAUGGCACUAAUCCUGGACCGUUCGCGAUACGCGGCACAAUCCCUUACUUGUUAAAUACAUCCAUCCUGGCCGCAAGAACCUUCCUUACGACAUUUAUUGGGCUCCUAUUAUCUUCACCUCAACGGGCCACUAUCAUAAACCAACACUUCCCUGACCCAAUCAUUCUCAAAUCCCCUGAUUCAGACCCAGACGAAGUUCAAAUCACCACAGACCCGACCCUCAACUUCCUCCAGCUCGCGAUCCAAACAUGUCAGAGGGCUGGAUGGGGACCAGAAGCUACAACAAGCGACGAAGAGAGACAUAAUAGGGUAUCUCGUGAGGCUUGGUUACGGUUGGCCUCAAGGUACCGGUCAAGGAUCGUCGGCGGAGAUGUUAUGCGCAAUAUUAUUGACUCCCUCGGGGACAUUUAUUUCGAUAUUCCCGCUCCAAGAAAGGGCGGAAAUCCUCUGCAAGACAUGAUGUCCUCGUUCUUUGGUGGUGGACCUGCGCCCGAUGCUGGUACUAAACGCAAACCCCGCCGUGCCUUGACUGCAGGCACUCUUGACUAA
Messenger RNA from Rhizoctonia solani, 1077 nucleotides. RefSeq names its product cytoplasmic protein. The transcript is spliced from 7 exons. Gene Ontology annotation, cellular component: cytosol. The record is from RefSeq and is a predicted model, not a curated record. Bases 1 to 1077 code for a protein of 358 amino acids. Gene Ontology annotation, molecular function: protein binding. Gene Ontology annotation, biological process: protein insertion into ER membrane. Lineage: Eukaryota; Fungi; Basidiomycota; Agaricomycetes; Cantharellales; Ceratobasidiaceae.